AUGAAUCUCAUACUUGCUUUCUUGUCGUUGGUCGGUCUUGCCCAGUGCGCCCAUGUCCUCAACCAUGAUCUGAAACCACUCACUAUCGAGUUCGAAAUUGGUGUCAACGAGUCAAGUGUUUACUCGGUCCAACUCGGAAAAAUUAUGAAUGCAGUCUGUGAGAGCAAGACCAAGGAACUCAAAAUCUCGGUCCAAGCUUCCUCCCCAGUCGAUGUUCACUUGUGCAACUGUAACGAAAAAGACUACCAACAAAAGUUUGGUGCUGAUGAGUUGUCUUUGGAUUCGGAGAAAAUGCGCAACAUGAGUCUUGUCAUCUGUGGAAGUGAGGCUAGAAAUGACAAUCUCGAGUUCACCAUUUCCGGAACCAAGGGUACCAGAGGAAAGAUUGUGUUGGAGGUGGUUGAUAACGAGAAGCACAGUGCCAUCGAGUUGUUAUAUGAGUUCAAGAUACCCGAAGAUCGUGGGAUCUAUGUCAAUCUGACCGAAUUCGAGAGUCUGAGCCGUUUAGGUAUGUUAUUUGGGACAGACGGUCCGAAAUGUUGUGAGUAA
This is a messenger RNA of Caenorhabditis remanei, 549 nucleotides long. RefSeq lists its product as uncharacterized. Bases 1 to 549 code for a protein of 182 amino acids. The record is from RefSeq and is a predicted model, not a curated record. The transcript has 3 exons. Lineage: Eukaryota; Metazoa; Nematoda; Chromadorea; Rhabditida; Rhabditidae.